GGGGGCGGUGCAUCUAGCUCUGGGCCAGGGGGUCCAAAGUGCUCAGCCCCCGGGGCACAGUAGGACAUUUGGGGGCCUUCUUUCCGCAGGGGACAGACUGACUGGGGACUGUUCGUGACCCCCGAGUGGGGGAAGGCAGGCUGUUGCCAUGGUGGCCUGAGCGAGGCGAAUUCCUCCAGGGUGAAGUGGGAGAUAUUUAUACCCAGGGUCAGGCCUGGAGGCGGGCAGCCGAGGGCAGGAGAGCUGGGAUUUCACGGGACACAGCGAGGCUGGGACUGCAGUGUGCAAGCAGGAUAAUGGCGUCUCUUGGCCACAUCUUGGUUCUCUGUGUGGGUCUUCUGGCCACGGCUGACGCAGAAGGUCCAAAGAAGGAACAUGACCCAUUCACCUAUGACUACCGCUCCCUGCGAAUCGGAGGCCUCAUCAUCGCUGGGAUCCUCUUCAUCCUGGGCAUCCUUAUCGUGCUCAGCAAAAGAUGCCGGUGCAAAUUCAACCAGCAGCAGAAGACUGGGGAACCUGAUGAAGAGGAGGGAACUUUCCGCAGCUCCAUCCGCCGUCUGUCCAGCCGCAGGCGGUAGAAACACCUGGCGCGCUGGAACUCAGCCAGGAGUCCCUGGGAACCUGACGCCUCCCAUCCACCACCUGCGCGCCCACCGCCUGGUCCACCGCCUGCUUCCCCAGCUAUGCCGGCGCAGACGCCUCACGCCGCCCGGACUUCCAAUAAAACGUGCUUUUCUCCCUUGACA
This is a messenger RNA of Nycticebus coucang (slow loris), 746 nucleotides long. RefSeq names its product FXYD domain containing ion transport regulator 1 (gene FXYD1). Gene Ontology annotation, molecular function: sodium channel regulator activity. Gene Ontology annotation, biological process: monoatomic ion transport; regulation of sodium ion transmembrane transporter activity. The coding region runs from base 376 to 744 and encodes 122 amino acids. Gene Ontology annotation, cellular component: membrane. The transcript is spliced from 9 exons. The record is from RefSeq and is a predicted model, not a curated record. NCBI's taxonomy places the organism in Eukaryota, Metazoa, Chordata, Mammalia, Primates, Lorisidae.